Messenger RNA from Pectinophora gossypiella (pink bollworm), 2146 nucleotides. RefSeq names its product fragile X mental retardation syndrome-related protein 1 (gene Fmr1). The transcript has 16 exons. The coding region runs from base 83 to 2146 and encodes 687 amino acids. Gene Ontology annotation, molecular function: protein homodimerization activity; mRNA 3'-UTR binding; translation regulator activity. Gene Ontology annotation, biological process: regulation of dendrite morphogenesis; regulation of translation at postsynapse, modulating synaptic transmission; regulation of modification of synaptic structure. Gene Ontology annotation, cellular component: axon; postsynaptic density; neuronal ribonucleoprotein granule. NCBI's taxonomy places the organism in Eukaryota, Metazoa, Arthropoda, Insecta, Lepidoptera, Gelechiidae. The record is from RefSeq and is a predicted model, not a curated record.
ACUUCUCGGGGAUUGGUUAGUUGUUUUGUACCAGCGUUCGUUCUUGCACCGAAAACGCCAAAAAAUACGCUUUCAAACCAAAAUGGAGGAUUUGUCGGUCGAGGUGUACGGUGAAAAUGGUGCUUAUUAUAAGGCCAUUGUCACCGACGUGCUCGACAACGAGGUUCUCGUAGCCUUUGAAAAUGACUGGCAGCCGGAGUCGAAAUUUCCUUUCUCGCAAGUGUUCCUACCGCCGAAAGACACCGGCAAACACACAGAGUUCGUGGAGAACCAAGAAGUGGAGGUGUUCGCGAGGUCCAAUGAAAAGGAAGCAUGUGGUUGGUGGACAGCUAAUAUCAAGAUGAUGCGGGGGGACUUCCUGGUGAUAGAGUACUUAGAAUGGGACAACUGCUACACAGAGAUUGUGCCAAAGGACCGGCUCCGAGUAAAGACCCCGAAGACUCCCAUUGACAAAAACACCUUCCACAAGUUCGAAAUCCCCGUACCUGAUGAUCUCAAGGACUACGCGAAGGUGGAGAACGCGCACAAGGAGUUCCAGAAGGCUAUUGGUGCCGCGCUCGUGUGGUACGUGCCCGAGCGCGGGGCGCUCGCCGUCAUCAGCCGCUGCAGCACCACGCAGCGCCGCGCCACCAUGCUCCAGGAGAUGCACUUCAGGAAUCUUACUCAGAAGCUGUUAUUAUUGAAAAAGACUGAAGAAGCAGCUAGGCAAUUGGAGUCCACAAAAAUACACAAUCAGGGAGGUUACACGGACGAGUUCUCAGUGCGCGACGACCUGAUGGGGCUGGCCAUCGGGACGCACGGCGCCAACAUCCAGCAGGCGCGCAAGGUGCCCGGCGUCACCAACAUCGAGCUGGAAGAGCACUCAUGCACCUUCAAGAUCUGUGGAGAGUCGGGCGAGGCGGUCCGCGCGGCCCGCUCGCUGCUGGAGUACGCGGAGGAGUCCAUCAAGGUGCCGCGCGCGCUGGUGGGGAAGGUCAUCGGCAAGAACGGGAAGGUCAUCCAGGAGAUCGUCGACAAGAGCGGCGUCGUGCGCGUGAAGGUUGAGGGCGACAACGAGCCCAUGCCGUCAGCGCCGCGCGAGGAGGGAAUGGUGCCUUUCGUCUUCGUGGGGACAAGGGAGAACAUCGCUAACGCUAAAGUGCUCGUCGAAUACCACGUGGCGCAUCUCAAGGAGGUGGAGCAGCUGCGCGCGGAGAAGCUGGAGAUCGACCAGCAGCUGCGCGUGGUGAUGGGCGGCAACGCGGCCGCCUUCCCGCCGCCGCGCGGGCAGCCCGCCGCGCGCGCGCGCCGCCUGCGCGCGGCCCCGCCGCGGUACCCGCCCGGCGGGCGCCGCAUGACGCCGGAGCUGGGCGAGGAGCGCGGCGAGGCGGGCGGCUACCGCGGCCGCGGCGGCGCGCGACGGCCCAACCGAUCGAGCGAGCGCGGGCCGGGCCGCGGCGGCGGCGCGGGGCUGGGCGCGGGCGGCGGCGGCGAGGAGCGGCGCGGGGGCGCUGCGGGCGCCGCGGGGGCCGCGGGGGGAGCGGGCGGCGCGCCCAACCCGCCGCUGGAGAACGGCCGCCACGCGCGCGGCCCGCUGCCGCCGCGCGGGGACAACCGCAACAUGAGCGGCCGGCGACGUGAGCCGCGAGAGCCGCGCGACGAGCGGCGCCGACAAACUGAUGACGAGAGCUCCGUGCUCGACAGCCAGGACGUGUCCAGCGCCGACCGGGAGUCGGCGUCGUCCGAGGAGGGCCGCGGCGCGGGCGAGGCCGCCGCCGCGCGGCGCCGCCGCCGACGGAGGACAGGAGGCGGGUGGAAGAAUGGAGUGAGCGGGUCUCACGGCGCGGGCGCAGCGGGCGCGGGCGCGGCGGCGGCGGGGGCCGAGACGAUAUUAUAUCCUAACGUUAACGUAACAUGUAUCGUGUGCCGACUGCGGCGACGCGGCCGCCGUCGCGGGCGGCGAGCGGCCGCGUCGCCGCGGCUGCUGUAUCGGCCGGUGCCGGCCGCGACUCACGGACGCCCGUGGCUCUCGGGGACCGUACAUUUGUUUCACGCCUCCCCGAGCGCCGCCCCCCGGACCGAGACCGACCGAUAUGACGAGACGGCGGACGCGGCCGCGGCCCUCACGACCCGCGCCCGGCGCCCCCGCCGAGUCGGACACCACUAG